AUGCGUCGACCAUUCAAGAUGAGGUCGUUAACGCUGCUGGCCUUCUUGGGCUGCCUCUGUGUGUCUUUGGUUCUAGCGGACGACUCAGUUGCCAUUCGACAAAAGCGAAGCCCUGCUCCGUUCUUCUUCAACAAGGGUCACGACCACCACGAACCAAAGUGCGUCUGGGAGAAGAAGUUGGCCUGGAAGGAGGACUGGAAGAAGGUCUGGGAGUCGAAAAAGGUGGAGGUGUGGAAGUCCGAGUGGAAAAAGCAACAGAUCCCGGUCUGGAAGGUGGUGGAAGUUCCGAUCUGGCGCGAAGUAAAGGUGCCAGAUUGGAAGAUCAUCAAGAAACCGUACUGGAAGGAAACGGAAAUUCCAGCCUGGAAGGAGGUACAGGUGCCGGAUUGGAAGAAGGUUAACAAACCAAUCUGGCGCGAGGUGCAGGUUCCCGUCUGGAAGGAGGUACAGGUACCAGAAUGGAAACAGAUUUGGGUUCCAGACACGGUCAAGGUUGGCAUUCCUGGCGAGAAGUACCUAGGCAAGGACGAGCACGGUUGGGAGUACACGAGCCAUGAUCUGUGGAAGAAGAAAAUGGUCUGGAAGCCCCUGUGGAAGAAGGUCUGGAAGACGGUCAAGAAAGAGGAAUGGAAAACCGAGAAGAAGCUCGAAUGGAAGGAAGAGUGGGUGCAGGUGUGGCGUACCGAGAAGAAGCAGAUCUGGGUGAAGAAGAAGGAAGAACUGUGGAAGGAGGAGAAGGUCGAGAUCUGGCGCAUCGAGAAGAAACAGGAGUGGGCGACUGAGAAGAAGCUCGAAUGGAAGGAAGACUGGAAAGAGAUUAAGGUCCCAGCCUGGAAGGAAAUUCAGGUCCCUGCCUGGAAGAAAGUGUGGAAACCGGUCUGGGAGAAGGCCUGCGUACCAGUCAGCCACGGAUGGCAUUAG
This is a messenger RNA of Anopheles marshallii, 921 nucleotides long. Its product is annotated as golgin subfamily A member 6-like protein 25. Lineage: Eukaryota; Metazoa; Arthropoda; Insecta; Diptera; Culicidae. The coding region runs from base 1 to 921 and encodes 306 amino acids. The transcript is spliced from 2 exons. The record is from RefSeq and is a predicted model, not a curated record.